This is a messenger RNA of Nerophis lumbriciformis (worm pipefish), 585 nucleotides long. NCBI's taxonomy places the organism in Eukaryota, Metazoa, Chordata, Actinopteri, Syngnathiformes, Syngnathidae. The record is from RefSeq and is a predicted model, not a curated record.
AUGAAUCCGCUUCUGGUGGCACUGGCCUGGUCCCUGGUGGCGGCGGCGGUCCGGGCCCAGUCGUUGUCGCACGACCACCAAGAUAUGGGGUGGGUCAAUGGCUAUCGGCAGGGUUUUAGCUUUCAGUGCCCCCAUGGCGAAGCCCUGGUGGCCAUCCGGAGCUACUUUAGCGCUGCCGACGGAUCCGAUCGCCUCUGGUCCUUCGAGUGCCAGCCCACGCCUGAGAGUUUGGGACACCCCACCGACUGCUGGUGGGACGACAUUAACCGUGCCGGCCUAGAGUGGACUUCUAAGUGCACUCGCAAUGGCCUUGUGGCAGGCGUGCAGAGCAAGUACUUUGAGAGCGUCCUGGACCGGGAAUGGCAAUUCUACUGCUGCUACUACAAACGCCGUUGUCCGUACUCCUGCAUGAAAACCAAUGACAUUCCAGAACAGCACCACGAAGAGGGCGAACUGGUAGUUCCCAGCUACGGCUAUUUCAUCCGAGGAGCUCAGACCACUUUUAGCGGAGUAAUGAGGGAUCGCCAGUGGAAGUACAUCCUGUGCAGAAUGACCGACUUUGACUGUGAAUUUGACAAUUUAUAG